GCGGCGCAGCAGUAGCGAGCAUGUGCUACGCAGCCCAGUAACCAGGGACGACCGCGGCUACCGAGCCCCGGCGGCUGCGGCGCCCAGCCCCGCGCAACUCCCCGCCGUGGCCGCCUGCACCGCCGAGGCCUGGCCCUCGCCGGGUCCCCGAGGCCCCUUGAACCGUCAGUCGCGAUCGCGCAGCGCGCCGGAGCCCCGCGCACGGGACGCGCGGGCACGGCCAGACAAAGGCGCGGCCCCGGCCCGGCCCAGCCCGGCCUGCCGGCCUCCACGCACCCCGGCCCGACCCAACCGCUCCCGCUGGGCGCCCCAAGCGGGUCCGGCCCGGGGAGCGGGGGCCGCGGCCGCCGAGCAUGGGGAAAUCCAACAGCAAGUUGAAGCCUGAAGUUGUGGAGGAACUGACCAGAAAAACCUACUUCACUGAAAAGGAAGUACAGCAGUGGUACAAGGGCUUCAUUAAGGACUGCCCCAGCGGGCAGCUGGACGCCGCUGGCUUCCAGAAGAUCUACAAGCAGUUCUUCCCAUUUGGAGACCCCACCAAGUUCGCCACAUUUGUUUUCAACGUCUUUGAUGAGAAUAAGGAUGGCAGGAUUGAGUUCUCCGAGUUCAUCCAGGCACUGUCGGUGACCUCAAGGGGGACCCUGGAUGAGAAACUGCGGUGGGCCUUCAAGCUCUACGACUUGGAUAAUGAUGGCUACAUCACCAGAAAUGAGAUGCUCGACAUAGUGGACGCCAUUUACCAGAUGGUGGGGAACACCGUGGAGCUCCCUGAAGAAGAGAACACACCAGAGAAGAGGGUGGACCGGAUCUUCGCCAUGAUGGACAAGAACGCUGAUGGGAAGCUGACUCUUCAGGAGUUCCAGGAAGGCUCCAAGGCCGACCCCUCCAUUGUGCAGGCGCUGUCCCUCUACGACGGGCUGGUAUAGUUCAGGCCCAGAGCGAUGCGUGGGAACCACGAGCCUCUUCCUGUGCCAUGAGGCGACCGCAGCCUGACACCGCCCCUGUGCCCACCCUGCCGUCCUCAUCUCCACAAAGCCGGCCGCCCUUGAGCCUCCAGGCCUGGGUUUUCCUUCCCCCUGCCCUGCAUCCACCUGCCGCCUAAAGCCACCGGUUCCAAUCGUCAACAACUUCCGCUUGUCCAAAACAACGACUAACCGAAACGGAAAGGCUCCAGCCCUCUGCAACACUGAGCGCCUGGCUGUCUCCCUCGAGCAGCCGCCCCGUUCUUCCUGCUGUCCGGCCUGUGUGCUUUCUUUUUUUAUUUCAAACGGACAUUGUAAAAGAAAACAAACUACCUUCUGUUCUAAAAGAUACUGACCAUUGGGAGAAGGCCUCUGUCUCUCAGAGAACUCAGUCCCUGCCUGGUCCCCUGCAGUGGUGGCCAGGGGCAGCGAGGCCACUGGCUGGCAAGGGUAUUAGUGGCAGUGGUUCACGGGAUAACAGUAUUGUGCAUUUGGUGGAGAAACUGAGGGUUUUUUUUUUACACUCAUGUAUAAUUGAUACCUUUUAUUUAUUGGUUGUUAACUAUUGCUGCUACCUUGUGUGUCUGGAACUCCCAGGAUGCUGGGCCUCGUUUACACGUGCACAGCCUCACCCGCCUGCCCGCCUCACUUGGGAGGAUGGUGGCCUGCAGAAGCCAAAAAUCUUUUCCUCUUUUUUUUUUUCUUUCAGAUACCGUGCUCCAUUUUUGGAGAGGAGAAGGUGGGCAUUCCUAAAUGGCUAAUGUACUGUUCCCCCAGCUUCUGCCCUGGAGUCCCCACCCCUCUCCUCUGCUCUCCUUGGAAUCCAUAACACUUUUUUCAAGAGCAAACUUGAGGGGUUUUUUUUUUUUUGUUUGUUUGUUUGUUUUUUUAAUUUUGCAACUUUAAAUUUGAUGUUCACAGCAGAGAGAAAAGCGGAGAGCCCUGUUCUGGGAGUGGGAAUUGGGAGGGGGGGUUGGGCACCCAGUGUAGAGAGUGUAAAGAAGGCUUCUCUGCAAACUUCUGGCCUCCGCUUCUUUGAUGCUCAGGGGCUGGGUACAGUGCGUGAGUUCCUCUGCUCUCCUGCCUGUCUGCCUUUUGCAGCUCUUCCCUACUAGGAGUCUGAGAAAGAAGGGCCAGGAGGGCGGGACCAGGCCGUGACGCUGGGGAGGCCACCCUGCUCCUCAGGGCUGAGUCUGGAGAGAAGGCUCCAUUCUUGUCACCAGGAGCAGCGGGCAACCAUGGACUAGAAGCCAGGUGCCCAAGGCUGGCCUUCUCUGGGACUUUGUAGUCUUUCCCUUCUCGGUCAGCAGAGCUGGGAGGCCUGGUGGUUGGCCUUGUUGAUGUUGUGUGAUUCUCAGCCUGGAGCUAGGGUUCCUGUGUUUGUGACACUGUUCUGUGGCUGUGUUUUCUAGGCCCCAGAGGGCAUAGGACCGUAUGACCGACAGUCCAACCCCCAUAUAGUCUCUGGGGUGUGUGCUCUGGCCCAGGGGCCGACUGUGUCUGACGGCACGCCCUUUAACCCCUCUUUAGGAUUCUCCAGACUCCUGAGCUCCUUUGGACUCAUUCUUACCCUGGUGAGCUUUCCUGGGUGAGCCUCCCAGCUGCAGAGGCAGACAUGAGCCCACAGUUCUUGCUUCUAGCUUGUGUAGCCUCUCUGCCCACCAUUGAGAGGGGGAAGGUGGCCCCCGGGUUUUUCUUCUGCUCCGAUUCUCCUGUAAUCUCCACCAUAUUUCUGGGAGGCCAAAAAUCUUCCUUGCUAAUGACCCGUGGGUGAGCAGCUGUCAGCGGAGGAUUGAUGUCCCCCAUCUAGAGGUGGCUGUGUCCUGCCUGUCCACCCCUGCGGGUGGCAUUGCUUAGUCAGCCCGUGCACACCCUCGUCAUGGGUAGACCCUUUGCUCAUGCUCUGCCUGUUGCUAGCCCACAGGACUCCAGUUACACAGGCAAUUUUCUUUGGGACCUCUUUGGGUCAUCUUCCUGCUCGGUCCCCGACAGGGCCUCUAGGACCGGAAGGAGAUGUGGCGGCGUAGGUUGAGAGGACGAGAGUGGACCUCUCUCUGGUUUCUGUCAGUGGACAUGUUUGGUGGCAUCAAGACCCAGUGGGUUCCUAGCUGAGGACUGUCAAGGGUUCAGCAUAGGGGAUCCUCAGCUUAGGGGUUCACUGCUGUCUGUGGGUCCAGGCUCCCCCUCAGCAUCUCGGCUUUUUGGUUUGUAGCCUCCAGCGUGGCUUUUGGUCUUCAUGGUUUAUGUCCUUGGGCCCAAGCCUCGGACUUUGAGACAGCCUGGGCUGCCUUUUCCUGGCAGGGUGUCGGACACUAUUUUUGUUCAAGGGCGCGUGCUGACUGAUGUCUGUCUCUCUCUCACCAGCAGUUAGCGGAGGCACACAGCACGCCCAGAAUCUGAGGCCAGGCCUCUUCUGUGCAGCCCGGGGGCCUCUCCAAGUUCAUUUCCACAGAGGCCCCACCCCAUCUGAUGCUGCUUUCUUUAGGGGUGUGGUCCAGCCGAUGAGGACAGGCCCCUGGUCCCUCGGCAGACCCUCCUUUUUAGGGCCAGGAAUGCUGUGACCCCCUUUUCCAAGCAUCUGCUGCCCACUUUGUGUCGAUGGUGACUUAGGAGCAUAUCACGACUUUUCAGUAUCUAGCCAAGUUUAAAAUAACAAGGCAACUGUAUACAGCAUUGUAUCUCUCUCUCUCUCUCUCUCUCUCUCUCUCUCUCUUUCUCUUUCUCUCUUUAAUGGUCUACAGUUGAUUUCUUAGGAAGGGGUGAUUCAUUUGCACUUUGGGGGACAUUGUCUCUUCUACAAGAUAGUGGGGUGUGCAGUGCCCGGGGAUCCCUGGCAUCUCUCCUGAGAAAGCCCCCACUGUUGGCCAAGCAGAAAGCCUCCAAGAUUCUUCCCAACGUGUUUCUGCAUUUACAUGCAUUUACAUGUAUUUACAUGAUCCAAGAAUGCACGGGGACGCCCCCUGGUGGUGAUGAGCCGCAGUGGCGCCUGGGGAUGCAGUGGUUCAGCCAGUGGUGAGACUAGAGGUGGGAAGGCCGAGGUGGGGGCUGUGAUUCCAGAGGUUCUGGGCUCCCAGCCUCACAUAUCUGGCCGCAUGUCUCCCACCCACCCCUCUGCUAGGUCAUCUGGGACUGGCAAGGUAGUUGGCAUAAGGGCACAGUGGGAAGCUUUGCCCUCCCAACUUUAAUUUUUUUUAAAAAAAAUAUCUGCAGAAUAAAUCCAAUGGCUAAUUUUUGAAUGAAUAAAAGGCUUUUGUUGAAUAAA
Apodemus sylvaticus (European woodmouse) is the source of this 4224-nucleotide messenger RNA. RefSeq names its product neuronal calcium sensor 1 (gene Ncs1). NCBI's taxonomy places the organism in Eukaryota, Metazoa, Chordata, Mammalia, Rodentia, Muridae. The transcript has 8 exons. The record is from RefSeq and is a predicted model, not a curated record. Gene Ontology annotation, molecular function: calcium sensitive guanylate cyclase activator activity; calcium ion binding. The coding region runs from base 354 to 926 and encodes 190 amino acids.